Messenger RNA from Episyrphus balteatus (marmalade hoverfly), 2222 nucleotides. RefSeq lists its product as uncharacterized. The coding region runs from base 798 to 1913 and encodes 371 amino acids. The transcript has 6 exons. NCBI's taxonomy places the organism in Eukaryota, Metazoa, Arthropoda, Insecta, Diptera, Syrphidae. The record is from RefSeq and is a predicted model, not a curated record.
UCAUUUUUCGCUCGUUGACGCGUGGAGCCGCAUUUUUCGUAAAAUAAUUAUAUUUCCAGUUAAUUAAAAUAUAAAUUUAACUAAAAUAAAAAUGAAUCGUGCAAGAAGAACUAACCAAAACUUUGUUCAAGCAAAUCAACAAAUAUCUCGCCUUGGUCCUGAUAUUUGGCAGAAAUGCAAAAAAUAAUAAAAAAAAAAAACAUUUUUUCUUGUAGUUAUGUUCAUUUACUUUGCUCAAACCUCAAACGAAAUUGUAUAAUUACUGUUUCUGUACAAAACAUAUCGCACUCCAUGUAGAAUUAUAUAAUUUUAACCAGUUAUUUAUCCGUUAAAAUUCAAACAAAAAAUAUUUUCGUGUCUUUCCGACACACAUAAAAAAAAUAUCCUUCAACAACAACACCAUUUGGCUUUUCUCAUUACAAUCUCAAUGAAUUUCCUGCUUAAACCAAAAGCAAAUAAACUCACUGAGCGUUAAAUGAGUAAAAACCCCACAACAGCAAGUCGAGAUUUUAAUGGGUAAAUAGUUUGUAACAAUUAUAUAAGUCCAAGGCAAACGAAAAAAAAAAAAUAAUAAAAAUACAUCGUUUGGGUCCUGGCUGUAGAAAUGUCCAUAUCUAUUCCUAAACAAUGGAAACUGGAACACAAAUUAAAAAAAAACAACGAUUUGACUUGCUCCUGCUACUUCUGCUCUCUCGUUCACCAGGAAAAUAUAUAAAUGUGAGCCAACAGCAGAGUAUACAUGUGUGCAUCUUGCUUCAAAUGUGUAGGGGUUUUCCAAUGAUUCUAUUCUAUCUAUCAUGGAGCAAAAUGGGGAUCAAGUUGCAGCCCAGCAUCCUGGUACUCCUCGCCCAGUCAAGGCAGCACAAGCUGCUGUUGCAACACCAAAUUCGACUCCAGUUAAGGUAUUGAAGCCAAUUCUUAAGAAGGAUCCGAAACCAGUUGUGGUGGCUGCUGUGGUGCCCGAACAAAAGCCAGUAAUAGUAGCUGACAUUAUUUUGGAACCUCCAAAGGAAGAGAAAAUGGAUUUGGCAAAUGCUGUUAGUACUGAAUCUAUUGAUGGAUCCGAAGAAAAUGGUGGUAGCCCACGUAAGCCAUUCUUUAAGAAGAUCUUUGGUGGUAUUCGUAAGAAGCCUUCAGUACGUGCAAAGGAGAGGAAGAUUCGUCAAAAUCGUCAUUUGCGCAAAGUUAUUUUACCCAAGAAUGCUCUGAUGGCACUCUAUGAAAUUAAGGGCAUUCAGAUUGGCGAUUUCAUUAUCAAUAGUAACAUGGAGGGUGGCUUUACAGCUUUAGUAACAGUUAACGAUUGCCAAUACGAAGGUGUUGGAAAUUCGAAAGGCAAUGCCAAAACAAAUGCCUGUGAAAAAGCUUUGCGUGACUUUGUUAUUAAGAAGAUGAUGCAAAAGCCCCGCGAAAAGUCGAUUUCUGAACCAAUGGAUCUUGGUGAAUCAAGUGAAGCUACAAAUGGUGACGAAGGCAAUUUAUCUGCUGAAGAAACUGAUGAUGUACCAAUGGUUAAUCUUGCUUCAUUUGCUUUGUAUAAAUUGUUUACCGCUUGGGAAAAUGAGGGCUUCCAUGUGCCAGAAUUCCACCCAGCACCACCUCAACAUAGUUCCCAACAGAAUCCUGAAACAGCUGCAGCAAAGAAGCCUGUUGGUCGCAAUGAAUUGCCACCUAACUGGGAAAUUAUGCAUCCAGCUACACUUUUGUGCAUUAUGCGCCCUCGCUUAACUUAUACAGACUGUGGUAAUAAUGGAGAUGCCGCUAAUCCUGCUCAAACUGUUAAAGUUAUUGUUGACGAUCGAGAAUUUGUCGGUGUUGGUCGAUCUAAAAAGAUUGCUCGUAAAAAUGUUGCCAUUGCUGUGUGCAACAGUCUUUUUGGUACAAAUUUCCAAGUGCCAACUGAAGAGGAAUGAGAAGAUGAUGAUCAUUCGAGUUUAUUAGGCUUUCCUCACGUUUUAACGCAAUGUUUGACAAUUUUACUACAACGUAUGUUAAGCGGCGGAAAUAAUUUUAUUUAAUUAUUAUAAUAAUUACAUAUGUGCGUUAAAAUGACGAAUUAUUUAAUGCAAAAAUUUUUUUUUCUCUUCAACAUAGUAUUAGUUAUUAUUAUAAUAUUUUUUAUUUAAAAAAUGAUUAAGUUCGGAGCGUCCUUCUGUAACUGUAGUUGAAUGUAAAAGAACAUCUUCACAUAAUAAAAAAAAGCAUUACUGCUAAACAGUAAA